Coregonus clupeaformis (lake whitefish) is the source of this 988-nucleotide messenger RNA. RefSeq lists its product as uncharacterized. The coding region runs from base 372 to 773 and encodes 133 amino acids. NCBI's taxonomy places the organism in Eukaryota, Metazoa, Chordata, Actinopteri, Salmoniformes, Salmonidae. The transcript has 7 exons. The record is from RefSeq and is a predicted model, not a curated record.
AACCAACCAGACCCCCUCUGCAGCCAACCAGACCCCCUCUGCAGCCAACCAGACCCCCUCUGCAACCAACCAGACCCCCUCUGCAACCAACCAGACCCCCUCUGCAGCCAACCAGACCCCCUCUGCAGCCAACCAGACCCCCUCUACAGCCAACCAGACCCCGUCUGCAACCAACCAGACCCCCUCUGCAACCAACCAGACCGCCAUCUGCAGCCAACCAGACUACAUCGUCAGGGUUGACAACGCUCAGCGAGACCACUGCGACCACAGAAACCACCAUAACGUCAUCACCAGUUGGAAGAAGCACUGCAGGAAGCACUGCAGGCUAUGUGAUCCUGUUCCUCAUAUUGUUGGCCAUUGUCUGUCUGUUUAUGGUUCUCUAUAUGCUGAGGAAGAGUUCCAGGAGGUACUCGUUUGACCUGCAGCGUCCAGGCUAUGACCACGAGACCCCCCUCAGCUGCAUGGAACAACCCGGAACCUAUGAACCCACCAAUGAUCAGGAGGACUCUGUGAGAGAGGGUGGUGGUGAUGAUGAUGAUGAUGAUGAUGAUGGUGAUCACCAUGCUAUGAGCCCUGUAGCUAAUGGCUCAGCUGGGUCCACUGGAGAGACUGGGUCUACAGGGGAGACUGUGGAGAACGGAGAGAAGCAGGGUCAUGGUGAUGGAGACAACUUCAGCAACUUCUGUGGCAGUGAGAUCACUCUGACUCCGCCCAUAAAAAAGGUCUUUAGCCUGGACCAGUCAAUUAUUGAUAGGAUAAUUGACAAUAAUUGAUCAUUAAUAAUAAUUGAUAGGAGAGAACGGCGCUCGACACACGUUUAUGUUUAAAUGUGAAAGCAAGUGUUGUCUUGAUCUAUAAAAUGUAAUGCAAAUGUCAGAAUGUAAACCGCUUCAAAUAACUUUUACUUCCAUGCCCUAUUUCUGAUACUGUAUGUUCUUGAUUUAGAUUUCUUAAUAGUUUUUUUGUCAUUCAUUUUAAUAAUUUUAAU